Neolamprologus brichardi is the source of this 1597-nucleotide messenger RNA. Its product is annotated as clusterin-like protein 1. NCBI's taxonomy places the organism in Eukaryota, Metazoa, Chordata, Actinopteri, Cichliformes, Cichlidae. Gene Ontology annotation, molecular function: misfolded protein binding. The record is from RefSeq and is a predicted model, not a curated record. Gene Ontology annotation, cellular component: nucleus.
UAGGAUCUGUACUGCUGAGUAGAUCCGUAAAAAUAGAACAAUCCUCGGAGGAACCAGACUGUGUCAGUCUCAUCCUUCCAUAAGCACAAGCUGCUGCUUUUUUUUUCGGGAGUUGGAUAUUUUCAGAGCUCUCAAGCUUGAGGCAGGAUGUGGAGGUUUCUUGCUCAGAUUCUCUUCAUUGCUGAAGUCACGCUCUGUGCCGCCGACUCUCCUCCGAUCAGCGAGGAAACACUGAAAAGGCUUUCCGCAGCUGGAGAGCAGUAUGUUGAUGAGGAACUAAAGGGAACUUUGCUCGGAGUGAAGCAGGUGAAGGAAAUGAUGGAGAAGAAAGAAGAGAAGCACAGGCACCUGAUGGAUGCACUGAGGCACAGCAGUGAUAAGAAGAAGGGGGUGAUGCAGCUGGCCAAAGAAACACAGCAAAAAGUCGAGGAAGCCGAACAACAAUGUCAAGAUUUAACCAAAUCUUCCUUUGGGGAGUGCCGACCAUGUUUGGAAGAUUCUUGUAAGGCCUUCUAUACAUCUACGUGUCGGCGCGGCUUCGCCUCUUUCUCGUUCAAGGUAGAGGAGUUUUUCAGGAAAAUGGCCACUAAGUUUGAAGAUGCUGAGCAGGUCCACAAUAAAAAUCAGGAGAAUUCAGGUGAAAAUGUCGCAGCUGAGAAGCAGGUCACAGAGGACAAAUCCAAUAUGGAGCUGCUGCAGGCUGAAGCAUCGUUCAGCGACCUGUUGUCAAACAUCAGCCUUUUGUACAACCAGAGCAUUGGUCUGGCCAAGAAGAUGCAACCCGUGUUUGGUCACGCCUUUCUAGAAACCUUCGCCACUGAUCUCCAGUCCAGCACGCUUUCGACCAGAGGGUCAAGCUCUGGCUUCCUUGGGUCGGUGGGUUUGGAGCACGUUCUUCACUCAGUGCUUGACUUUGGGAAGAGCGUGCUGGAAGGCUUCAGUGCCCCAGUGGCUGAUUUGUUUGAGGAAAUAAAAGAAGCUGAAGAGUACGUUCAGCAAUCAAGUCGAGAUACAGGCUUGUUUUCUGGAAUGGGACCGCUGCAGAGCGCAUAUAUGUGCAGAAGACUCCGCAGACAAGCAUCAGAGUGCUGGAAGCUUCAAGACCUGUGUGAGACAUGCAGGGAUUAUCUGUUAAAGGCAUGCCCCAGCGUGCAGCAGUUGCACUCUGAGAUGGAAGAGAUGUACAUGCUGCUGAACGCCUCCCGUCAGCAGUAUGACGGCAGGCUGCAGCUGGUCCACAGACACACAGCAGACACUCAGAUGUGGCUCAGCAGCAUGCAUGACAAGUAUGGCUGGGUCAGCCAGCUGUCCAACAGCACAGUGGACCCACACAGCAUCUUCAGUGUGAUAUUGGUGAGUCCACAGCAACAGAUAAAGAAUAACAAGCCUAGAGCAGACAGCAGUGUCACUGUCUCCGUAUUGGAUUCAGCCCCAGUAACAAUACUGGUCCCAGCAGAUCUGGAGGUGGAUGACCCUGCUUUCAUCCAAAAUGUUGCUCAAGAGGCUCUGACACUAUAUAAACGGCAGAUAAAAGGAAUGGAGUAAUGUGAUCUUACCACCAUGGGAACAGUUUCUUUAUGCAGAGUGAAGAGUCCAG